Messenger RNA from Nematostella vectensis (starlet sea anemone), 3599 nucleotides. RefSeq lists its product as uncharacterized. The record is from RefSeq and is a predicted model, not a curated record. NCBI's taxonomy places the organism in Eukaryota, Metazoa, Cnidaria, Anthozoa, Actiniaria, Edwardsiidae. Gene Ontology annotation, biological process: G protein-coupled receptor signaling pathway. The transcript is spliced from 4 exons. Gene Ontology annotation, molecular function: G protein-coupled receptor activity. Bases 451 to 3240 code for a protein of 929 amino acids. Gene Ontology annotation, cellular component: plasma membrane.
AUAUAUGAUUUUUCUACUCAAAAUUAUUUUUUUUUAAACUAAGUGUGAGUGUCUCUCAGAGUAGAACAACACACGGAUAAUUAACCAUCCCGUAGUAUGAGGAGUAUUCAAAAUGCCUGAAGCGCUCAGUUUAUAGUGCAAACACGCUCCAUUUAAUAAAUGACAAUUCAAAGCUGCAGACAAACAGAGUCAGCAAACAAACGAGACUUGUAAGGAGUUUUAGGAAUAUUACUAGUUCAUUACUGGCUGUUGAGGUAUUUCAAACACCAUCAAGAGGAAUCACCGCCAGCACCAAUAUAUCACUGCCUAAAUCGGUUUGCUCCUUCAGGAAAAAACAUCAACACCUUGAAAAAACGUCUUUGGGCGGUAAUGAGUGCAUGCGUUUAUCGAUUUUUUAAGAACAACAUCAAGGCGUAAUUUGGCUCUUGUCUCAAGUAGCGGUACACCAAGAUGACUCUAUCGCCUUCAGGCCUAAACCUUGCACUUGCGGUGGUUAACUCGACUCUUAACGCUACGGUAUCACCUGCAGCAGUGGAGGUUAACUAUGUCGUCGGGGUCGUCGUGGAACUUGUGAUCCUACUGCUCGUUGUCGGCAACUUAUUAAUGGUCAUAACGCUGUUGCUAUACAAGCCAUCAUCGACCACGGACAUUUUGCUGUGUUCGUUAUCCGCCGCGGACCUCAUUAACGGACUAAUCCCGCUACAGGUCCUCAACAUUUACAACAGCUUCAUCGGGCGCGAUCAAUGGACGCUUGGGGUAUGCGGGUUGCUUAUAUGGAUGACAUACACCCUGCGUUUUGCAUCCGUGUUGACCAUCACUCUAAUAUCUGCGGAGCGCACGCUGAUGCUUGCGCGCCCAUUACAACAUCACACGAUAGUUACCCCGGGGAAAGCACGCGUUGCUGUAGGCGCUACGUGGACGGUUUCAGCCUUCUUAUCCGCGCUACCCUUCAUGGGAGCAGGAAAGAAUGGGUUUUCAGCUGGCUUUUGUUACUACCAGUUGUACGAUCUUGGCCUGGCAUACGGGGUUGUGGUGGAAACUAUCGGCUUUGCGCAGCUUGUUCUAGUCCUACUGUGUUUCAUCGCGAUCAAGAUUUCAAGCUGGAAAUUCACGAGGCGACAGGAGUGCAUGGCGGCGGUGAAUAUGACUGGCAAAAGUCAAUCAGACGCCACGAGUGGGACCAAACAGGUCAAGCAGUUAGCCACGAUGAUGGCUAUAGUUGUCGUGUUGUACUACCUCAGCUGGCUCCCCUACCUGCUGAUGAACCUCGUGAGCCUCGCCCAAGGUCGGCUUUCGCACUCACUGGAGAUCAUCAUAGGCAUGCUGUCACUGGUCAGCGCCCUCAUCAACCCACUGCUGUAUGGGAAGAUGAGCCUGCGGUACAGAAAAGGCUUCUUGUUUAUAUUCAAGAAAAUUGCUGUGAUUUGUGGAGGGAAACAGCCAGACGGAUCAUUCUUUGAUGGAGCACGCCGAGGUUCCGUUGCCAUUCCCUCUUCAUACUCCUUAGCAGCUAAGCGGGGCAGCUAUGCCUCAGUACUGGAUGGAGUCAGCAGUCAACAUGCUAACGCGGGCUAUGAUGACGAUGAAGUCUCGCACCAGGCUCUCAAUACAACCUCGACAACCUUGGUAUUGCCAACAGACAAAGAUGCGGAUCCCAAAAAACAUGACAAAGGAGAAGAGGAGAUUAUGGAUGAAGAUGAUGCGCAUGGUAUAGCGAUAUACCCCUUGGAAUCUCUGGAAAAAGAAAGUGAGAUACCUGAUGGUGGAGACGAUGAUAUCAUGAUUUACCCGAUCAGCGAGCAUGAUCAGGAAUCAGGAAUAAAGGAAAGCAGUAUAAAAAGUCAGCAAUUCAAUGAAGGCAAUACUGAUGGCGCCCCUAUUGUUAAUGAGCUCCAACCCGAAGCAAGACCUUUAAGCAGCUUACAGUCAAGUGAGACAGAGAAGGCUGUAUCUGCCCUUGUAGACCCAGAUAGCUACAGAAAUAUGUGGAUUGAAGAAGUGAAGGAGACAGAUACUGAAAGUAUGGAAGAUGGAUUUAGUGAUGGGGGUAUUAGCAAUGGGUACAACAUCAUAAGCAAUACAGAAUCCAAAUUUACAGAGCUCUCUAGGAACUCCCCUGAAGUAUCUCGUGAUGAGAAAGAGAGGAAUGUCCAGAAUGACAGUGAUGAUGCUAGUGAGAGCUUGAAUGAAUCAGCUUUUGGCGAUGACCACACAAGUCGGAUAUUGGAUGAACUUUUCUCUGGACUGGAAGAUGAUACUGAUGCAGAUACAAUCAAUGGUGGUGAUGGAAAAGAAUCCACAGGUAGCCAGGAUGACCAUGAUGCUAGUUGGAAAAAGCUUCAAUGUAGUCACCCUAGAACCAAUGGUGAAGAUGACGACGACCGUAAUGAUGAUAAUGUGAAUGUAGCUAGUGAGGAAGAGAGUUUAGAAGGUGAUGACGAUGAUGACAAUGAUGAGGAUGACAACAGCGAUGACACUUCCAUAGUAAACAUCCUUAAUAAAAGAGAAGAUGAUCAUAAUACAAUCAAUAGAAAUCAAAACGGUAAACCAUUAAGUGAUUAUGAUAAUCGUGAUGCUGGCAGAAACUCAAGUAAAAGUAGUCACAUAGAAGAUGAAGACAAUCAUGGGGGUACUAACCCAUUCACUGUAAGAGAAAAGGAUAAUGUGAUGGGUGAAGCUUACAGAGAUAGUUCUGCCAUGAAAACUGCUGGUAAAAACAAUGAUAUUCAUGACGAUGAUGAUGAUGGUGAUGAUAAUGGUGAAGAUGAUGAUGAUGGUGACAAUAAUAAUGAUGACAAUGACGGUGGUGAUGAUGAUAAUGAUUAUGAUAGCAAUGAAACAAUGGCUUUCAAAAUAGAUCGCAAAGGCUGGAAUAACAAUGGAGAUGACAACGAGAAUAAUACUAAUACCACUGGUGAAUGCGAUGAUGUCCACAUAAAAAAUACAGAUGGUAAAAAAGAUGAUGACAGUCAAAGGGUUGGUGAAAAUAGUCUGGCAAUGGACACCUUUGCUGAUGACUUUAAUGAUGAUGAUGACGAUGAUGUUGGGGAUAGAAAUGAUGUGUCUUCAGGUACAUCAAAUAGAUCUGAAGGUUCUUCAAAAAAGGGCAAAGACUUGCAUGCAAGUAAGGAAGUAAAAAAGGGAGUUUCAAAGGAGGAUACUAAAGAUAACAACAUGAAUAUGAUACGCUCAAGAGCUCUAUCCACAACUAGCCUUGAAGUGCACAUGGGAAUCAUCUAAAACAUAUAUUUACUAUGCCGGGUACCUGAGGCUUCAAAUGUGAUUGCCGGUUCGCGUCUCUAGGGAAGUGAAGCUUUUAAAUUAUGACCAGAAAAACCUUGAAUGCUAAAAACAAUGUUGAAACCAACAUUGUGAGAUGUCCUCAGCAUAAAAAGUCUAAUGAAACAGGCCAAUCCCUUGAAUUCAUGUUUACUAUUAGUCAGGAGACAUUUAACAUUUCUUGCAUGUUUGUGAUUCCUCACAUGUAUGUGUUUUACUGGUUGUGCUAAAAACCUGAUACAGAUAUAUGUUAAUUCAUAAUUAUGCUAUCAAAUAUCAUACAUGAAUCAUUCAGUGAUAAUACAAUGUCUAUAUAUAAA